This is a messenger RNA of Bicyclus anynana (squinting bush brown), 12455 nucleotides long. It is a transcript of the gene sif, whose product is annotated as protein still life, isoform SIF type 1. The transcript is spliced from 43 exons. Gene Ontology annotation, biological process: positive regulation of axonogenesis; activation of GTPase activity; small GTPase-mediated signal transduction. NCBI's taxonomy places the organism in Eukaryota, Metazoa, Arthropoda, Insecta, Lepidoptera, Nymphalidae. The record is from RefSeq and is a predicted model, not a curated record. Gene Ontology annotation, cellular component: membrane; synapse. Bases 865 to 6966 code for a protein of 2033 amino acids. Gene Ontology annotation, molecular function: guanyl-nucleotide exchange factor activity; protein binding.
CACUCCCGCGCCCACCAGUCUUUAGUGCAAAUCACUUGACGUUUCAUUCUCUGGACAUCAGAUUCGGUAUUCAACUCCUUUAAAAGGUGCAUUACGAGAUUAUGCACGCGCUCUUGUGCUACCCUUACCUUAAGGCUCCAGUCCGCCCACUUUGCCGGAUGCAUCGGUGUUAUUCCUCAAUAACUUCUCGUUAACACCGUUACAAAAUCUCCUUUUCAGCGCCGUUUAGAGUCUUAGCAUAUCGAUUAAUAUUUUUAAGAUUUCGGGUAGUGGAUCACUAAAAUAGAUAUCUUUAUUCUAUUUAAUCGAACAAACGUUAUGCUUAAGAUAUAUCUGUAAAGUAGGAUAUGAAUCCGAUCGGUAUGUAAAUCAGUUAGCAGCGUGUCAACCCAUUUACUACAUUGUGUCUAUAAGAACUGUCCACCAAUAAUGCAAUUAUUCUAAUUUGAAAUUCUGAUUGAAUUAGAAUCUGAACAUUGCAUAGCAAAUAUGUUGGAGUUUAUGUAAUAGGGAAUAGGCAGAGUUUAUGUCAAUAGUAUGUUUAUGUUAAUUUAAAAAAUAUUUUAUAUUUACAUUCGUGUAAAUAUGUAAAUAAAUUAAAUGAAAGCAGAUAUAUCUUAAUCAGUCGUGAAUUUGAAUGCGAUGUGUAUUUAGAUCGUCGAUGGGUUACGGAAACGAUAAUAGAUUUGGACGAUAAUUGGCAAUAAUAAGCUUAUGCAUGGAGUGAAACAUCACUACAGGCACGGCACCCAGCGCUCGCAGAGUCUCAACCGUGGACAUUCGUUGUCGCGCUCCGAUGGGACCUGGUGACAUCACGGGACCACGGGCAGCGUAGUAACGUGCGCCGAGUGCGGCCAGCGCACGAUGGGCAACAAGCUGUCGUCUUGUUCGUGCGCGCCCAUCCUCCGCAAGGCGUACCGGUACGAAGACAGCCCGUGGCAGAACUCCCGCCGUAGAGACGGACAUCUAUUGAGGCUUUGGGCAGAGGUGUUCCACGUGUCAGCGAGUGGUGCUGGUACCGUGAAAUGGCAGCAGGUAUCGGAAGACCUGGUACCAGUCAACAUCACCUGCAUCCAGGACUCGCCCGAGUGUGUGUUCCACAUCACCGCCUACAACUCGCAGGUCGACAAGAUACUGGACGUUAGACUAUUGCAGCCUGGUACUCGCAUUGGACAAGCCUCUGAAUGCUUCGUCUACUGGAAGGAUCCGAUGACCAACGACACAUGGGGGCUCAACUUCACCUCGCCCAUAGAUGCCAAGCAAUUCAGAGAAUGUUGCUCACCAUCAUUCAAAUUCUCACGUAAGGCAUCCUCGAGCUACAGCCUGAAGCUGGAACCGCCGGGCAGCAAACAGAAGUUCAAGACUAAAAGGAAACCAGUCUCUACCCCGGCCAGUCCCAAUCGCUCUAGCCUCACCUAUGGUCGUGAACCUCAGUGCACCUGCAUGACUCAAGAACAAUAUGCCAGAUUAAGAGCUCAAGAUCCUCGAUACCGCUCCUCAACUCUGCCGCGUACCACUACACGUGCCAUUGAAACAGAUGCAGGCGCUGCGGGCGGCACCGCCGGCCGCUCCGACAAGGUUGCGGCGGCAACCUCCUCCACCUCGCUCUACGACAACGUCACCAGCUCGCAACCAGCGAACCAAGCACCGCCAAAACCGGCAGCCCGUCAGACCGAGACCCAGCCGCCGUCUCGCCCUCCGAAGUCCCAAGAGACCUCAACUAUGACUACUAACACCUCGACUGCUCCAAAAACCGUUACUGCCUCAGUGGGAACACACGGAACAAAUAUAAACGACGAGUCACAGACCACGAGUGGCCAGGCCAGCCAACACGGCCAGGACCUCAAGUCGGAAGGCGUCCAGGCUGGCGGCACCCUCACUUCCUCCAAGUCUUCCGCCACGUCUACGCGAUCCAAAGAACAUUUGCAGCACAUGCCCAAGAGUGUUGACUACGGCGACGGGAAUGAAUCUUCACGCGAACAAGACCGCCACACGAUGCACAAUCAUAACGUUAUCAACAAUAAUACUUCCGGGUCUCGUCGCACUAAGUCGAAGAGUACAGAAGAUAUGAAUAUGGAUUCGAGUACACUGAAGCGAAUGUUGAAACCUAUGCCGUCAACGGAGAGCCCGGUGACGUCACCGGAGAUGGGUCGUCGUCGAUACGGCGGCGCCGCGCCCUGCCCGCCCACCUGCGGAUCACAUGGGCACCGCCACCAGCCGCACAUGCACCACGGACACUACGCCCAUGUCGUCAACAACAACAGCCGACAGGGCUCGCAGAGAUACUCCUCAACAAACCGCGGCGUGGGUGUCGGUGCAGCGCCGAGUGGUUACCCCGGCCGUGGUCUGUACUUGGAGCUGGGCGGCGGAGAGCGCGACCUGUCCCCGCCGUCCGACAACGUGAUGUUUGACAACCAGUGCUACGCCACCACACCAUCGUCAUCCAACGGGAACUCCGACCAGGAGCCGUGCCAGCGACGCGACAGGGACCCCCGGCAACAUCACCAUGGACAAAAGCCUUGUCUAUCGCGUCAGGCAUCUCAGUCCAGUGCGACGCCAGCGCCCGGGUCUCCCACAUCACGAUUACUACUUGAAUACGAGAUGCAUCUCCGCAACACACUGGCUAAGGGUAUGGAUGCAGAGAGCUAUAGCCUACACACGUUUGAGGCUCUGUUGAGUCAGAGUAUGGAGGAUUUGGAAUACAACGACAACAUGCCGCCAUCAAAUCAGCGGAGUCCAUACCCUCCUCGUAGAAGACCAGCCUCGCAAUGCUCCGGCGGAGGGAGCCGAUCUUCAACCCUGCCGUUACCACAUCGCCUGGGUGUUGAGAGGCAGCAUAGCGCCCGGUCUGACCGAGAUGGUUAUUACAGCGACCGCAACGAGUUGAUGAGGGAACGAGAGAGGGACCGCGAGCGGGACCGGGGGUACCUCAGCGAUCACAAUACCAGGGAUCGUGUCAGAGAUCGCGACCAAGGAUACCUGAGUGAUCACCAGUCAAGUUUCGUAUCGGCGUCUCGAUGUGCGUCCUGUAUCGGCGAGUCAGCUCGCUCCGCCUGGUACCGCCACUCGGAUGGCUGGCGCGGUGCCCCUCCCCCCGGCCCGCGCCGCUCCCCCUGGGACUCCUUACCGAGCCUCCGGCAUGAAGGCAGCCUCAACGACUCCGGCUAUCGAAGCAACAGGGCUGACAGCUUUGAACAACGAGGCGUGUUUGAUCGACAAGAUAGCGUGCGUUCGGAGUACGCGAGCGAUCGAGAGUCGUCCCGGUAUGGAAUCGUGCAACAGGCAUCGAUCGACAGCACUGACUCCAGAAUAUGCUACCUGACGUCUAGUGAGAUAUCUGACGAUGAUCGCAUGUCGCUGACCACGGCAGUGUCUGAUGAAGAGGACCCGGGAGAGAGCGCAAUGAACUCGCCGUACAAGGGCAAGCAGACCGGGGCCGCGGCUGCCUCCUUCAACUGCACCGGCGCUGUGAGGAAAGCAGGAUUUUUGAGUGUGAAGAAAUGGCUACUACGCAAGAAACAUCAGAUUGAACUAGCUCGCAAGCGUGGAUGGAAAGGCUACUGGGUAUGCCUGAAGGGUACUACAUUACUGUUCUACCCUUGUGAUUCCCGAGAGGGCCGUUCAGUUGAAGCCGCACCCAAACACCUCAUUAUAGUCGACGGGGCGAUCAUGCAACCUAUACCUGAACACCCUAAACGCGAUCACAUAUUCUGUUUGAGUACGGCCUUUGGUGAUGCUUAUCUCUUUCAAGCACCGUGUCAGAUCGAGCUCGAGAACUGGGUGAACAGCAUACAUAGUGCAUGCGCCGCGGCGUUUGCUCGACACCGCGGGAAAACAGGCACGCUUCACCUACUUCAAGAAGAGAUUUACCGCCUCGAGAAAGCUAUAGAAUCUGACCAUAAGUUGAAACACAUGGCCGACUUGCAACAAUCCGUGGUGUCAGACCCUGAAACGAGAGCACAGUUAGCCGUACAAAUGUUGCAAUGGGAGGAAAAUCUGGAAAGAUUACACUGCGAACAAUUCCGCCUGCGAUGCUACAUGGCGAGCCUUCAAAGCGGUGAACUACCGAAUCCUAAGUCGUUGCUGACACAUGUCUCACGAGGCACAAAGAGCACACUGAACAAGCUGGGUGUGUUCACGGUGUCGUCGUUCCAUGCGUUCAUCUGUGCCCGCUCUCCCUCGCUGCUCAACAACCUGCUGGCGGGCAGGGGGGCCACUAAACGGAGGGCGCCUAAUCUGUCGCGCUCUAAUUCGGGCUCUAGUCGACGUUCUAUGCAGAUGUCGCGGGAGGAAGGCGAAGCUGUGGUGAGGGUAUCCUUACCCGAAGGUACCACGGCGACUGUGGGAGUGCGUGAGGGGAUGUCGGUUGAAGAAUUCCUUGCGGCGGCGUGCGCGCGACGCUCACUUAAUCCCCUAGAACACUUUGUGAGGGUUAAGAAACGUCGAGAUAUGGAAGAUCACAACUACUUCGUCCCGCAUAGAAGUGACCUCAUUGAGACAUACUUGCACACACAUGAGGUAGUGGAAGUUUGUGCCAAGAUCUUGUACCAAGUGGAACUGCAAAGGAACACCCUGGAACAGAUGUGGGGCUUUAGUGUCGAGGCCGAACUGAUUGAGAACGCAGAACGACAAGACGAACUCUGUUGCUAUGUCAGCCGCGUCGAGGACAAGAGCGUUGCUAUGCAGAAUGGUAUAAUCAAAGGCGACGAAAUAAUGGUGAUUAACGGAGCGAUCGUAUCUGACCUAGAUAUGAUGUAUUUGGAGAGCGUAUUACAAGAGGAGCUCUCGCUGGUUAUGAUGAUGAGGUCGUCACGCACGGAGCCGCCCGAGCUGACCGGCGUGAUGCGCGCUGCCACAGACGAUAUAAUCGAUUCCCUGGUGUGCCCGCCGCCUCCCACCGACCCGCCCGUCAUCUCCGACGACAUGAUAUCCGGACUCAUCGUGCCGGCGCCCGCGUGGAGUAAAGAGCUCUACAGUCCUGAGCCAGACACGCACGGAGAAGCCGCGACCACGGGCCCGCCCAAAGUGAGCUCUCGGACGAACUCCUUUGAGAUCGAGAACCUCCUCAAGAGUGCGGAGCAGGUGACGGGCUGGUGCCGCUCGCCCGCAGACACGCGCCGAGGGAGCCCUACGGGCAGCCUCACCAGUGCCGCCGUCACUCCCUCGCGGCACCUCUCCGAUGCGGACAAGCUGAGGAAAGUGCUCAUGGAACUCGUCGACACGGAACGAGCUUAUGUCAAGCAUCUGAAUAACUUAUUGGAGAACUACCUGGAGCCGCUCAAGAGGGAAACUUUUUUAUCGAAUGCCGAGAUCAACGCUCUGUUUGGAAACAUACAAGAGAUAGUAACUUUCCAGAGACAGUUCCUACAAAACUUAGAGGAAGCGCUUGAAUCUGAACCGAAUUUCAACCAUUUCGAAUUCUCAAAUCAAUUCAAGAAUGUUCUCUUCGCCGUUGGAAACGCUUUCCUCUAUUACGUCAACCAUUUCAAAUUAUACAGUUCUUUCUGUGCCAGCCACAGUAAAGCACAAAAAGUUUUACAUCCAAAUGAGGGAAAUCAGGCGCUUCAAGAGUUUUUGGCGGCUCGUAAUCCAAAGCAGCAACACUCUUCAACGUUAGAAUCGUACCUAAUCAAACCUAUUCAACGAAUCCUUAAAUAUCCCUUACUAUUGCAACAAUUAAGGAAUUUGACUGAUGUGAAUUCGGAAGAGCAUCUUCACUUAGUGGAGGCGUUAAAAGGGAUGGAAAAAGUUGCGGAACACAUCAAUGAAAUGCAACGAAUACACGAGGAAUAUGGUGCUAUAUUUGAUCAUUUGUUUAGACAACACCAGAAGUCUUGCAAGCAGCCCAUUGAUUUAAGUCCUGGUGAUUUGUUAUACUAUGGAGGCGUAGAGUGGUUGAAUAUAUCAGACUUUUUAGGUAAAAUAAAGAAGGGGCUGGAGUUGCACGCAAUGUGUUUUGUAUUCAAAUCAGCUGUUGUCUUCCUCUGUAAAGAAAGACUGAGACAAAAGAAAAAGUUAAUGGGGGUUUCCUCCAAAAAUAACUCAAACGAAGUAGAAAUCAUACGAUACCAAGUGCUGAUACCAGUGACGGAAGUACAAGUGCGAGCUUCGUCAGCUAAGGACAUGGACAGUCACUUCUUGUGGGAGCUAAUUCACUUACGCAGCCAACUACAACGGCGCUCUGAGAAAGUCUACGUGCUGUCUAAUAGUACGGCGGACUUCCGUAACGCGUUCCUGAAGACGAUCCGGCAAAUAAUCCGCGAGUCUGUUCGCAACAUGUCGCUGCCCUCUCGGCCGGCACCCUCCCCGCCGCGCGCCCCGGCCACCCUCGACAGACCGAAGCACCAGGUGCACGUGAUGCAGGGAUCGCAAACCCUCGGAAAAACGAAAAAACCUAAAACAAUGGGUCAGAGGCUUUCAGCUGGUAACAUCGAGGUGGGUGACUUAUCUCGAGAAAACUCCCAAGAUGCUGACGAACCUCCUCAAGUAUCGGAAUUGUCGUCUGAUGAAACUACAUUCAGGCAAAGAAGCAAGACCAUAUGCGAAGCAAUUGAGAGCGGCGCCAAACGUACUCUGCCGCCCCCUCCCCCGCCGACCACGGACACGGACAAGUCAGAGGGCGGCUCCAAGUCGGAGGGCGAGGACGAGCUGCCGCAGCCGCCCGCCAAGCGAGGGUUAGGCCGUACUCCCAACCACCUCACCCUCAGCACAACUUCGACUCUGAGUGCCGGAAGCACCGGAAGUCAGGCUCGACUUAUUCAGUCUUCACAUCAACCUACCCAGUAUCAACCGACAAUGGUCAAGGAGCUAGGAUCGCCCGUGUGGAAACCGCGCGACGUGAUGAGCGAGGCGGGCCCGAGCGCGCCCUCCGCGCCCACCACGCUGCCGCGCUCGCAGCGCCCCGCGCCGCGCGCCCCGCACCUCUCCGCGAGCCGCAAGUCGCUCGCGCCGGACCACCGCCACUAACAACCGCAAACCACCGACAACCCGCCACUUUACCCUUUAAAACCUCUCUUCCAAAUGACCUUCUAAAAUGUCUCUUGAAACUCUACCUACGCUCCUCCCUAGUUGUGAUACACGCUUCCUUGAUUCUGACUUCCAUCUGAUACGCUUUUAAAAACCGAAUCACUUCCAACCAGGCUUGUCUUAAUAUCCUCAAAAUACAACAUUCGGUAAAUCAAUUAAUGAUGAUUAUUGAUUAACUUUAUGAAGCAACAACUUAGCCUAUAAUAUUAUAGUUCAGUCUUCUAAUGGCAAGUGUUUUGAGAAUAUAUUGACUAAAAGACUCUAACCUGUGAUUAGUUGCUCUGUUCACGCGACAACAACUUAUCUCAGAAGUAAAAAUGCUUCUAGUCCUUACCCUGAAUCUUCCGACUAUAUGAACCCAACUAGUUUCGCUAUAACUCUUAUAAUAGAUCUUUAACUUCAGUACGGGUUAAAAUAUUGAAAUUAACCGAUAUAUACGUUGCAAUGUUAUAAUAUAAUUAUGCUCUGUAGUUGGCAUAUUUCUCAUAGUCGAUUUAUGUAUCGAUGUGUAAUGGAUUUGAAAUUAUUAUUUUUACGUUUGCACAGUUAAUAUUUUAAACAUUUAGUGAUUAAUUUUGUUCAGAGUUUAUUUACAGUAAGAAAUCAAAUUACAUAAUAUAUCGCACUAUACUUUAUAGCUUGCAAAUUAAUAAAUUAUUAAGAGUAUUUAAAUAUUGUUGGAAAAUAUAAAAAUUUUAAAUGUAAAAACAAACAGCAACCUAAAUCUUGAGGAAAUUUGUAAACGGUUGUACAUUUUCAAUUGUAUUUGAAAAAUAGCGAAAGCAAAAGAAAGGAAGGAGGGAGUAUGAAAAUAAAUUUAGAGUGAUUUUGGAAUGAGAUUUUUUGGAUUCUGUACAAAUUAGAUACAGAUUUGUUUCAUUGGUCUUGCUUAACAUUUGCUUGAUAUUAACUAGGUGAUUUCAAAAUAAAUGCUAUUUAUUUAUAUCAAAAUAUCGGUAGUUUCAGUCGUUUUGUCAUGCUCAAAUAAUUAUUUUUGUAGUGGAUUUUUGGAAAUGUAUUUUUUUGCGCUCAAAUGUUUUCUCAGUAAUAAUAAUUUAUGAUUUGAUCCAAAAAUAAGACUGCGUGCGGCUCGUCUGUGGUAUAGAAAUGUUUGAAUACGCGACUGUCAGUUAAGUGGUCAGUGAUCACCGCUAUUAAAAUGUACUCGGUGGUUAUUUGUACUACGAACUUUGAAAUUACGGGUCUCGACCUAAUAGUGACACAGUGCAGUGGGCACUCGCCUAGUUCCACCUCAGGUUAACAUUUAUUCGAAUAUCAUGACUUAAUAUAAAUUUUGAUAGUCAUUAAGUUUAUUUUAUUCAUAUUAGAUCUAACGAAAAAUCCUUUAUGUAAGUCAAAUCUCAUAACAAAUGACAAUAUCAAUAGGAGACAGUUUUUGAAAGUAAACAACUUGUUUAUCAUUUUAGGUGUACAUUUCGACUUUUUAUUUUUACGGCAUUCAUAUAUUUAGUUAAAAAAAACAUGUAUAUUCUAAUGUUCUAUAGAAAGUACUAAUGCAAUGCCCAUUGAUUAAAUAGAGUAAUUGAGAUUAUAUCUACAAAAUGAUUUAAAAGAAAUCUCUUUUAUUUUUCAAUUAUUAGUAAGAAUUUCAUUAUUUUUAUGGUCUAACAAACCUUUCUAUAGAACAUCUGAUUCAUGAAUUUCUCUGUCGCCGAUAUUAUUUUGUAAACAUUGUCAUUGUAUACUAUUUUAAUUACAAUUUUGAACUGAUUUAAAUAAUUAAAAAAAUAUGAUGUAAACUUGAAAUAUAUUUUCAAUUGAGAAUAGUUAACGGGCAAUAUUAAAUAGUAUUGCACGUGUGUUAACUUACUAAUUGUUAUAGACACCUAUGGUUCCUUUCGUUUGAAUACAUUUGCCAAAACGAUGACUUAAUAAAUAUUCUAUAGUAAUAUGGUAUCCUGUGCCAAAAUUAGGUAUUCCAUACCUAUAUGUGCUUUUUAAUACUCACUGUUAACAUAGUACUGAAUAAAAUAUAUCGUGAACGUAGUUAGCUGUAAUCUACAUGUUUGUGUUUCUUUUCGUCACAUUGGCAACGCAAUCAGUUAGGACUGGCGCCUGCAGAAGGAUGAUUACUCGCAUAACAAUAUAUAAACUAAAUCAUUAUCUCAGAAUCAAAAUAAUCGUCUAAAUAACUAGAUCUUUGUUGUAAAUUAAUUAUAAAACACGGCUAAAACUUACGCAGUAUGCCCGACUAGUUUCGAACCUAUACGGGGCCCAUAUAGUCAUGAUCUGGAAUCUUGCAACGCGGCACGAUCAAACUGCGAAGCGGCGGUGCGGUGCGCAGCCGCUCGCAUCGCGCGUUGAGAGAGGGGCUGAGUGGUGGGGAGUGAAGGUUCCGUUACACUCUCUGACGGUUCAUUAAUGUCAUCUUUAUUAUGUUUUAGCCGUGUUUUAUAGUAAAUAAAUAUGAAUAACACUCUCGAUAGUUUAAAUUCUAAAAAGAGAUUAUUGUAAGUUUUCAAUCACUGAGCCUCGAUAAAGUUUUCAAUCAAUAUUACAAUAACGUAUUUUAUGACAUAAUAUAUAAUGACGCUCUUAAACAUAGUAAAUUGGUUUUUGUCGUCCAUAUGUACUACGGCGUAGCGCUACGACGUAGCGCCAUGCAGUGCAACAUUUCAAUAGUUUGGAAAAACUAUGGAUUGCAUUUUACUGACAUUCGUAUAUCAUUACGUUUUCAUUACAGCAUAACUGUCCAGUUGUUGGCCAAGUGGUCAACCUAUGUGGUUCUAUUUUUCUAUUAUCCGUAUUUAAUUCUUCCAAAACAUUUCUCAGUUAAACUUUGCAGCCGAAGUUUACUCAACCGAGGUCUCAACGUUCUUAAAAGAUUUUUUUUAAAUAUCUGCCAUAUCUUUUAAAUUCCCAUUUCCCUAGAACUAGUCGGAAAAGACUGUGUUGAGAGUCCCCGUUACUCGUUCGUCUAGCCGUUGGUCAUCGAUUACACUGCCACUAUGAAAUAGUGAUGUUAAUUGAUAGACACGAUAUAACGAUCUUAACACGUGUAAAUAAAAAGGGCCUGAGUAUCAUAAACACGAGAAUAUGUCAUAGAUCAUGCAAAGUAUUUUUCUAGUUUAGGAAACGUCAAAUUCCAUGUUAUAUUACGUUGAUGUUUAUAGUCAUUUAGCAAGAGGGUUGCUAAACUGAAGUGAAACAAUAUUGCUUUAUCUCAUUCACUAUAUCUUCAUUAACUAAUAUGAAACACAAUCUGAGUGUAACUUCCAUAAAUUUGAUGAUCGACCUAACUGACAAAAAGAAAUCUCUCUAAUCGUUAGGACAUCGUAAGCAUGUUGCCUACUAACUUUAGUUUUAUCUUUAAACAUUACACAAUUUUCAUAUUUAUUUAAUCAAUGAAAAAUAACAUGAACGCUAGUUAUUUUCUUAUCCAAUACAAAUUAAAUGUUAUGAAACAGUGUAAGUAUAUUAUUUGUAUGGUAUGUAUUUUAAUAAAGUAACAUCCUAACGGGCGCCGGACCUAAUCCACCCUAUAGAUGAAAAUGCACUUUACCUUAUGAAAAAGUACACUAGGUAGUUUUGAUAAUAAUUUCUCUUCGUGAUCAAAUUCGAAAUUUCUAUCAUAGGUUAGGCGAAUUAUAUAACAUAUAAACAUGACUCGGUUCGUUUUUAUUUAUCAAUUGAGAAAUAGAGAAAUAGUCGUUUUGUUAGGAAAAUUAAAUUGACAAACUGUUAUUUAAAAUCAUGGUUAAACUGUAAACUGAACAGCGGAUACAAAGAAAAGUAUAUACUUUUCUUUUGUGUGCUUUUCACCCAAUUUAAAAUAUUUUAUAAACAUUUUUUAACGAUUUAUAAUUAAGUGAUAACAAUUAAACAUAUUAUUCAAUAAAUAAAAGAGAUUUUAUUUAUAAAAUAAUGAAACUUUUUAUUACUGUAUAUUUUGUGACAUCAAUAUCAGUUGAUUGUAAUGAUUAAGCCAAAGCCAAAACCAAGCCAUUAAUUGGAUAGUGUAAAUAUGUCUGACAGUAGGAAAUAAUUUAGUUUCUGUAUUUGUUUUUUAAAAUAACCACUUUAGACCGAUACCGUUAUUGGUACUCGUUUUUGAUUCAUUAUCACAGUAGACAUUACCAUUUAAUUUCAGAAUAAAUUAAACACAUGAAAAAAUGUUUUUCAGUUUAUUUAAUGCAUAUGAAAUAAUAGUUAAAGAUACAUAUUUUAAUUUAAAUCUUUUAAUAAACUUAUAUUUUGUAUGGAUGAUGGCACUUUGUAGAUCGUGUUCUUUGCAUGUGAAGACUCGCUCUAUUAAUAGGCAAUGGUUUCACUUACCAUCAGGUGGGCAAUCUGCUUGGUCCGUCAAUUAUUACUUUAGUAAACAGAUUAGUUGUGUGUUUCGAUUUUUUCUGUGUAUUAAAUAUAAGUUGAAACAUAUCACCGACGUUAAAUCACCGGUUCAGUUUACAAGUUAAAUUAUGAUUUUAAAUUAUAUUAACCGUUUUACACUAAUUUAUAUAUAUAUUGUAUAUUAUGUAUCAAUACUGUGUAGAUAUUGUAAUUAUUUAUUAUUAUUACCACACAUAAAAAUACAUAUUAUUGCAAUUAUAUUUCAAAUUUUAAGUAUCAGUUCCAAAAUUGUUUUGUGAUUAAUUAAAAUAAAACCUGUUUAUUAAUAUACAUAUGUUAAAAUAUUCGAAUUUAAUAAUUACGAACUUAUACAAUCAAUUUAUAGAUAUUGUUAUACUAAGAAAAUAUAAUUAAUAAAAUGAAUAAACAAAUAUGAGUGAAUAAUGAAAUGAAGAAUGAGCUCGUUAAUUGCGAUUGUAUUUCAUACUUCAAUGACAUUUGAAAGUAUUGUAGGAAAAUGAAUGAAUAUUUAGAAAGACUUAUUGAAGUAAAAUACGGAAGUAACUAAUGUUAUUAUAAGUAUUGUACUUUUAUAAUUUGAACUUUAUAUUAUUUGCAACUAUACUCAGUUAUUAUGUUUUCUUCGGUAUUUAUAUUUGUGAAAACUACUCCAAAGAUGCAGUGUACUGUGUUAAGGUAAAAACCUGGCUGGCGUAAUAACUUAUAUCCUAUUAAUAAUUUGCUGAGUAUGAUAUUGGAUUUCUGUAACAUACUGGUCUAUAAUUUGAAAUAAGUAAGUAGGAACUCAAUAUUCAAACUAAUUAUUUUCAUUACAACGCCUAAAUUAAAAGUGCCUUUCGCUAUUCUGCUUGUGCACUAGAGUUUGUUCUGUUUACACGUACAUUUGCAUCUUUUUAGUGGUUUAGUGAGUUUUAUUUUUUCUUUAACAUUCUUUUAAUAUAUAUAAAUAUUCACAGAACUUUAGGAAAUUAAAGACCUGAUAUGUAAAUCGGUGUGUGUAUUUCCAUUGUUUUUGGAAUUAUUUAUUAAUAUGUUCAAUUUUGUGACACAUAUGGAAAUUACUUUUUAUUGCUUAUGAAUAAAUAUAAAAUGUAUUU